AAGGGCGCGCGCUGCGCCAGGAUGUAUGGUCCGUCUUCAACGCUGUCAACCUCCCUCGGAUUGUAUCAACCUCGGCCAGGGAUACAUGAACUUCCCGCCUCCGGAGUGGGCGCGCGAGGGCGCCGAGGAGGCGUUGCGUUCCACGAUGGGGAACCACUACGCGCACCCGAAAGGCAUCCCCCGACUGCGGGAAGCAAUCCAGAAGUUCUAUGGUACGCAGUUUCACGGGAGGGAGCUCGACACGGAGACGGAGAUGGUCGUCACAAGUGGCGCGAACGAAGGGCAGUAUGCGGCCUUCACCGCGUUCGUAGAACCUGGCGAUGAGGUGAUCAUCAUCGAGCCGUUCUUUGACCAGUACUUCCAGAGCGUCGUCUUCAAUGGCGGCGUGCCGGUGUUCGUCCCCCUCCAUCCGCAUCAAGGCGAGCCUGGGACGCUCUGCAAGCCGACUUGGACUCUGGACGUGGAUGAACUCAGACGUGCCAUCACCCCGCGCACCAAGAUGCUCGUGCUCAACACGCCGCACAACCCGGUCGGCAAGGUGUUCACGCGGGCGGAGCUGGAGGCCGUCGCGCAGCUCGCAGACGCGCACGACCUGCUCGUGAUGUCCGACGAAGUCUACGAGCGCCUCGUCUACGACAGGGAGCACGUCCGCUUCGCGACGCUGCCCAGGAUGUGGGACCGGACGAUCACGGUGGGCUCAGCGGGCAAGCUGUUCGCGGCCACGGGCUGGCGGGUCGGCUGGCUGAUCGGCCCGCCCGCGCUGAUCGGGCCUGUGUUCGCCGCAUCGAUCCGCAUCGUGUACUGCUCGAACACGGUCCGCACCAAGUCAUCCUCCACAAGACUGACGUUGGCGAAUGUGUAUAUACUAUACUGCACUACAUCAGAAAGGUUUCUGCGCACAAAUAACGUUGUAUUCCAUCUCCGCAUCCGCAGACUCCUGCAUCUCCUUCUCCAUCGCGUCCAGCAUGAAAUCGAAAUCAGCUUCCGAGCUGACAUAGCCCAGCCCACCGGCCUUGAGUACAGGCGUCUUCAGUCCUCGGAAGGCCCCUAUCCAAUUGUUGCGAGCGUCGACGGCAAGCUGGCCCCCAUUCUUACCCAAAGGUAUCUGCGCCUGCUCAACGCUGACUUGUGUGAACCCAGCUGUACGAAGCAGUGUAGGAAUGAGGACGGCGCAGUCGAGGAGCAGACCCUUCGAUUUGGUGAUGGCGUUCACUAGCGCAGUGAACUUCUCCGUCUCUGGACCAGCCUUCCAAGCUCCGAUCUCCCCCAACUGCACCCAGCCGCCAGGUACGAGGACCCGCAACAUCUCCGUGAGGGCUAAUUCCCAUUCCUCUCUACGCAGCGCAACUAUCAGAAGACGCUGACUGACGAGCUUGAACUCGUUGGUCCAGUCGGCUGGUAACGCGGUGAUGCUCCCGACAUGGAAUUGUACGUUGCCGCGCGAGACAACCGCGUCGUCCUCUCGCGGGAACAGACCUGGCUCGAUGUCGAGACCGUGUAUGACAGUCGUGCGAGGAACAACG
Fomitopsis serialis is the source of this 1523-nucleotide messenger RNA. Its product is annotated as pyridoxal phosphate-dependent transferase. The record is from RefSeq and is a predicted model, not a curated record. The transcript has 6 exons. Gene Ontology annotation, biological process: biosynthetic process. Gene Ontology annotation, molecular function: L-kynurenine:2-oxoglutarate transaminase activity; pyridoxal phosphate binding. Bases 86 to 1216 code for a protein of 376 amino acids. NCBI's taxonomy places the organism in Eukaryota, Fungi, Basidiomycota, Agaricomycetes, Polyporales, Fomitopsidaceae. Gene Ontology annotation, cellular component: mitochondrion; cytoplasm.